Messenger RNA from Ctenopharyngodon idella (grass carp), 6634 nucleotides. RefSeq names its product V-set and immunoglobulin domain containing 8a (gene vsig8a). The record is from RefSeq and is a predicted model, not a curated record. The transcript has 14 exons. NCBI's taxonomy places the organism in Eukaryota, Metazoa, Chordata, Actinopteri, Cypriniformes, Xenocyprididae. The coding region runs from base 3914 to 5074 and encodes 386 amino acids.
UUUUUUCUGACAGUGAAUAAAUUGUAUAAAUGUGUAAUAUUUAAAAUACAUAUAGCUUUAUCAUGUUAAAUAAUAAUUUGAGCAUAAGAUCCUAAAAUUAGUUGGUUUAGACAUUGUUACGUGUUAAGGUUGUUGUCCCCUCCCCUUUUGUUAUUUGUUAUUGGUUUCUUCCUGUUUUUCCGCUCUCUGCUGUCUCUCUGUUUUAGGUGCUGUGAUUGGUCAAGUAAUCUGUCCAUCAUGAUGAGUCAUCUCAUAGAACAUCCGAUCAUUAACGGGAUCAGGAUAAAAGACGCUGUGGAGAACGGAAGGGGAGGGAGCUUGGAGUGUUCGUUGGCUGUGCCAUUUGUUUAAUGCUGCUGAUUAGUGGUGGUUCGCUUGCUUGCUUGUUUGAUUGUUUGUGGAGUUUGAUACAGAGAUCGUCUUAUCUGAACUAAAAACUUCCUCAGCCCGGUGUUAAAGAAAAGGAAAGUAUGUCACGUGACUUACAUCUUACAAACACGCAGGAGUGACACUGGCUGCGUCCGAAACCGCCUACUUCUCUACUAUUUAGUAGAGGAAAAGCAGUAGGCGAGCGAAUAAGUAUGUCCGAAGCAAAAAGAGUACCUAGGUGACGUACUAAUUCUCGCGAGAUGCGGACGUGCGUCUACUUAAAGUGCGUCCGAAACCGCCUACUUCUCUACUAUAUAAUAGGGAAAAAGCAGUAGGCGAGCAAUUAAGUAUGUCAGAAACCUCAGUAAUCAUAAACGAGUAGUCGAGAAGUUCCCGGAUGACCUACUACUUCCGUCCAGAUUCUCAAGUGUUCCUCGAUCGAUACUUUUCUAUCCCAGGAGGCCACGGGAGAGGAUGCGUCAUAAUUGAACACGGAGGAGAAAAGCGGCGCGGAUGCUUUCAAAUAUGAGUAUUGAAAACUAAAAACACGGUUCCUUGUAAUAAAAUAGCAUUUGUUGAACUACUGUAGAGUAAACCGCUUAAUGUGUAAAGAUGCUAGACACUAUAGUUGUGAUUUUACAGUAAAAACACGAUUUAUUAUGAUAACAGGGGAGCUCUAGUAAACACACAUAACUUAAUUCUCCGAAGUGGACUUGCAUAUUAUAAACCACAUCUUAAAGGUGCUUAUUAAAUGUUUAUUUAACAUCUGACAGGAACAUCUUCUUUAAGUAUUAUGGCUUAUGAGUGAUGGAUUAUGUAUGAGUGAGGUAUGUGUGCUAUUAUGUAGAAUUCACUGUUGUUAACACUGCUUACAUUACAUGAAUGAAAAUAAUGUAAAUAAAUAAAUCUACAUAAAAUAAACAUAAGUUUAAUCUAUUUUAUUUGUCCAUUAGUACUGUUGGUAAAUUAAGGAACAUUUGUAUUGGAUAAAAAGAGAGUUAACACAUCAUAAACAUGUAAAUGUAGAUUUAAGCACACAAAUCUCAGAGGAAACUUGAAUCUUGUCUGAUGUUACAGGGACAGAUGAUCACACGUGUGUUUAUCCGGUGAUGAAGGAAUGCUGCCAUCAAAGGCUUUGAAGCUUUGUGGUGAAGCAGGACCUACAAGACAAGGUGACUACAGCAAAAAAGGAAAACCUGAAACAAAAAUAUAAAGAUGUGAAAUGUCCUCAGACUGGUGUGAGCACUGAGGAUGGAGAGCCAUAGCAGGUCCUGGAAAUGGUGUAGAGCCAUGGACGAGACGCUCCAUCACUCCUCCUUCCAAGUGACUUGAUCAAGGACACACUGGAGGUGAUGCUCCAGAGAUUGAACCAGCAACCUUCUGCUGACCAGCUCGGUGGUUUAGCCCACCACACCACAAAAUCAUGCUGAUGGAGAGCACAUGAAUGUUUGCAGCAGACACAGCAGCAGCCAGAUUGUCCUGCACAUCUUCUCCCACUCUUGCUUCAAGGUUGUGGGGUUCAGGGGUCCAUCAUCAUCUUCCUCAUCCUCUGGAUCAACGAUGUCCCCACUGAGAAGAGCAGCAGUGAGGGACAUGAUGGAUGAAGGUGUUCAUCAGCUGCUUCAUCAGAAUAAAGCUGCAGAAUGGGCACAGCUGUGUGAGAUGGCAGUAGGAUUGUAAAUAUGUGAUUGUUAGGUCAAUAAAUUUGAAUAAAGCUUUGUUUCAUGUGUUGUUGACUUGUAUAUGUGUUUAUUUAUUUUCAUUAUUACUUUUAUUAAUUCUUUUACUUUUUUUUUUUAUUAAUUAUGCUAUUAUUAUCAGUAAAUGUAUAUAUUUUAAGCAAUGAAUUAAUGCAUGAAUUGACUGUAAAUUGAGAUGUAUUCACAUCAGCUGUGUUUGUGUAGUGUGUAUUCAUAGUAUAAAAUCAGUCUUCUCCAAAGGCGAGAUCUUCGAGCAGCUGCUGCUAUCUUUGGCUUCAGACAUUGCUAACACUGAAGAAAACACAACUAGGUAACAAUAAACAAUAAUAAUGACAAAAAACAAACAUGUGUUUAUAUACAUCAUAGUUUGAGAUUAUAUACACAGACAUAAAGCAUGAUGAUAAGGUUAAAUAUUUUGAAUACAUCAUAAUGCAUAAAAGUAUUUAUUAUAAGCCUGAGGGAUGAAACUAGAGCUAAUUCAACAAGAAAAAAAGGAAAACAAAUUAAAUGUAUAUGUAAUUUGCUUGUGGAUGAACAUUUUUGCAUAUAAAAUAAAGAAAUUAACAACGUAUUCAACAAAAAAUAAAACUCGCAUUAUAAAAAUAUAAGAACUUUAAAUUAACCCAAAAUAUAUUAGUUGUACUACAAUUACAAAAUUACUGGCAGCUGUUUCUUCAACAAGACCACAAAAUAAGCAAGUUUGAUCAAUAUCAAGAUAUUUACAGAUAAAUGAAUUAAACCUGUCACUCAUAUCUUUUAAGUUGUUGCGCUUGUGAUAACGUCGUAGGUCACAUGAUAACGUCAACAUGGCGGAUUAUUUUCGGAUCGCAUUCAUACUCAAGGAGAUCUGGCUAUUAAGUACCUACUCUUUUAGCGCUCGUUAAUCUUUCUGAAUUGCAUAACUGCCAUCUGUUGACUAUCGCAGUCUCACAUGUGAAGCUGUAGCAGCUGCUAAAUGUCUUAAAUUAACCAGUUGUCACCUGAGACCAGUCUCAGUGGACCACAUUACCAUGGCACCACCUUCACUUGAUACCAGAAGUGACUUGUUGUCUCACAGUGGAGCCAUUCAGAAGGUGACAUGCAUGAGGACUAAAGCACAGAGAUGAACUGGCCCUCCAUCUCAGGGAAGUAGAUAAGAAACUUUUCGCUUUGUGAUUGUGAGUAAAAAUAUCUUCUGGUCACAACAGGUGAGUAUAUUUUACUUUUUGCUACAGUAUAAUAUUUUCCAGGUUUUGCAUUCUAUUUUUUUCUGUUUAUAUGUAUGAUAAUCAUAUACUACCAUUGAAUUUCUUUAUAACAAGCUGGAAUUAGUAGUUUUGGAAUGAGUAAUUUUGUGGACAUGCACUAGUAAAGUGACUGUAACAUAUAGUCCAUUGAAGGCAAGCUGAAGUGAACCCAAGUGCAGUAAUAUUUAACAAUGGUGACAGAAUAAACAGAAUCAAACGAGGACUUGACUUGAAAAGACUUGGACAUGAACAGGGGAAUCGCAUGACAUAACAAGGAACAUGACAAAACUAGGAACAUAGCUAUGAUGAUUACAAAAUAAAAGACAUAAAAACCUUAAAGUGAUCCAAAACCCAAAACUAAAUGUGACAGUGGCACAUAUUUUGAUGCUUAAAAAUGUAAUAAAAUAGUUGUAAACAUUAGUUAACUGCAUUAGUUUACAUGAACUAACAUUGAAAAAAAAUAUUUUUACUCAUUAACAUUAACAAAGAUAAAUACUGUAACAAAUGUCUUGCUUAUUUUUAGUUAAUCUUAGUUAAUGCAUAAACUGAUGUUAAUUAAUGGGACAUUAUUGUAAGGGGUUACCAAAAUAUCAGACAGAAUGAGUUACUGGUGUAAAAAUGACUAUCCUUUUGCAGUCUCUUUUCAUUUCUAGGCUGAGCAUGUGUCCUAAAAACUUCAAUCAGCUGAAUGGGAGGAAGUGGCACAAAAAAGGAUGUCCAGACAUGAAUGCACAAAAUCUCUGCUGCAACACAAGAUGUCUAAAACGGCCUUGUGUUAGACGAACAAGUUUGUCCCCAUUGUCCUCAUUUAUGAUAUUGACUGCGCUCGCCGUGUUUUUCAAAGCAAAUGUGACAGGAGCGAUGAAAGUGACCUCCAGUGGACCACAGACUAUGCAGAUGGCUCAAGGGGAACCUGUUACACUAGACUGCACCUACACGUCAGGUCCAGCAGACAUUGGCGAGCUUGACAUUGAGUGGUCAGUUGUCAGUCCAGACACCACAAAAAAAGACCAGAUGAUCAUAUCAUAUACAGGUGGAAGGAGAUAUGCCCAUGGUGACCCUGCUUUAAUGAAAGGUGUGAACUUCACAGCUGUAGACCCAUCCCAGGGAGAUGCAUCUCUAUCUAUCUCCUCGCUGAUGGUCAGCCAUGCUGGAACGUAUCAGUGCAAAGUUAAAAAGGCACCUGGGGUGGACAGUCGGAAAAUAUUGCUGAUUGUGAUGGUGAGGCCGUCCGUGCCGAAGUGUUGGGUUGAUGGUGGUGAAGCCGUGGGUGAGGCAGCAUCUCUCCGCUGCAGAUCGGAUCAAGGCUCCGCACCUCUGCUGUAUUCAUGGAGGAGAGAGAGCGGAGGUCCCAUUCCUCCAGACGCCAAUCAGAACUCCCUCACAGGAGAACUUCUAAUCCGUAACCAUUCUGUAAGCCACUCCGGUGUCUAUUCCUGUGAAGUUUCCAAUGCUGUUGGGAAAGAGAGCUGUCGGCUUAACCUUCAAGCUGUGAAGCCUCCUAACAGAGCAGGGGUCAUCACAGGCACCGUUGUUGGAUGUUUACUGCUCAUCAUAAUCGUCCUGCUCAUUAUAUGGCUUCUCGUCUUCAGAUGUAACUGGAAUCGUCAGGAGAAAGAGUUCUCCAAUGAGAUUAGAGAGGAUGCUCCUGCGCCUGAGAGCCGUCCUACCAGCCGAAUCUCCAGCUUCCGUUCAGGUGUGGCCUACAGCCAGGUGGGCCAUACCCAAACUGAGCAUUCACCCUCCACUAACACCAGCUACAGCACCUGCAAAGUAUGACAGCAGAUUUGGCUAUGCUGUAUGAGAAGUCAUGCUUUUAUUAUACUGAAGAUUGUCAUUGUACACUAUGUAACUAUUUGCCCUCUAGUGGUUAUAAAACAAAAAUGCAUGCAUUUUGGGGAAGAACAUUUAGGCUUUGCUUCGCUCUGCGAGACUGUGCGGGUGAAUAUGACCCUUCACAAUAUAUAAUGCAUUACAAUGAACUCUGUUAGAGAGCUAAAAAUCUCGUCCCGGGGGGUAAAAAUCACAUUCCAGGGGGUUCUGUUUGCACCCAGAGUAGCCAGAACUUUUCUCUAUUUACAGAUAUGAUGAGACAUGAAAGGGCAAGUGUCGUAUGUACGGAAUUUCCCGCGAAAACCGUCCCACUUGUUCUAAAAUAUAAACACUUAUAAUAGGCUUACCAUAGGAAAUAAGGGUAAGACAAAAACACAUUUUGGAAGAAGGAUUGAUGAUGUAUUGACUCUUAUUUCACUCUUAGAAAAAAAGGUUCUAGCUUCCGACGGUCAUCCGCCGGAAGCUAGUUAUUUGAAUUUAUACAAUUUUAUAUAUGGAGAUUUUUCUUAGAAAAACGCAUUGCUUCACUUCAAAAGGCCUUUAUUAACCCACUGGAGCCAUAUGGAUUACUUUGAUUAUGGAUGGAUGCAUUUUUUUCACUACCCCAUUCACUACCAUUAUAAAACUUGGAGGACUAAGGAUAUUUUUAAAUAUAUCUCCGAUUUUGUUCGUCUGAAAGAAGAUGAAAGUCUGAAAGAAGUCAUAUACACCUAGGAUGGCUUGAGGGUGAGUAAAUCAUGGGAUAGUUUUCAUUUUUGGGUGAACUAUCCCUUUAAAAUUGAAUCAUGAAUCAGUGGAUUCUCUCCCUAUUUCUGUGUAUUGAUUUGAUCAUGUUGCAAGAUACAAUAUGAAAUCAAAAUGUUAUGUCUUGUAAUUGUGUAAUGAUGCAAAACCAGAUCUCAUGUAAGAUGAUAUUGACAGAGCUCUUAACAAGGCCUAAAUUCAAUAUUUUUGUAAGGAGCAUCCAUUAUUGAUUUGUUUGUUUGUUUGUCUUUGUUAAGAUUAUGUAAAUAAAUGUAUCAGUUGCAUGUUUUUUUAUUAGAUUUGAAUGUUGAUGCUAAUGAGAAAAAUGUAAUUAAAAAGUCAUUUGCAUGUAAUGAUAGAGAGAAAUUGAAUUCUCUUUAUUCUUAAGUGUUUUUUAUUUGAUAAAAAUUGUUUGUUUUGCUGUUGUUUUGUCUCUACUUAUUUGUCUUAAAGAUAGUAUUUUUAGAUAGAUGGUAUUUUUAUUUAUUUUUUACAAGAAGGAUUUAAUUUCUUUGUUUUUGCCCAUAAAAUGUUGUUGUAAACGUUUUAAACUGAACUUUAAGAAACUGAAUUUUAAACAAUUACUUGUAUGUUGAAUUUGCAAUAACAUUGUAUAAAAUGAAGAUCAAUUUUUUGACAAAUAACAUAGAUAUUAACAUUUUUAAACAUCAAAAUUUCUUGUUAAAAUAUGAAUGAUGAAAAAUGUGAAGUGUAUUUUUAAGCUGUUGACUUUUUAAAAUAUUUUAUGUAGUAGGCCUAUCU